Molecule: messenger RNA, 3948 nt
Organism: Marmota flaviventris (yellow-bellied marmot)
Lineage: Eukaryota; Metazoa; Chordata; Mammalia; Rodentia; Sciuridae
Gene: Erc1
Product: ELKS/RAB6-interacting/CAST family member 1
Biological process (GO): regulation of synaptic plasticity; maintenance of presynaptic active zone structure; neuromuscular synaptic transmission
Cellular component (GO): cytoskeleton of presynaptic active zone
Molecular function (GO): structural constituent of presynaptic active zone
Source: RefSeq, a predicted model, not a curated record
GAUAUGGCGUAAGAUAUUCAAGAUUGGACAGCUGGUGACCUGAUAUUUCUGAUAGCCUUAAGCUGACUUAUAGCCAUAGAGAAAUCUCUCCGUUUUUGUUUUCUGCUUUACAUCUUUUGUGGCACCUAAGUUCACCUUGCAACCAUGUAUGGAAGUGCUCGCUCAGUUGGGAAGGUGGAACCAAGCAACCAGAGCCCUGGGCGUUCACCUAGGCUUCCCCGUUCCCCUCGCUUAGGUCAUCGUCGAACCAAUAGUACUGGAGGGAGUUCUGGAAGCAGUGUUGGAGGUGGCAGUGGGAAAACCCUUUCAAUGGAGAAUAUACAAUCCUUAAAUGCUGCCUAUGCUACAUCUGGCCCUAUGUACUUAAGUGACCAUGAAAAUGUGGGUUCAGAAACACCAAAAAGCACCAUGACACUUGGCCGUUCUGGGGGACGUCUGCCUUAUGGUGUUAGGAUGACUGCUAUGGGCAGUAGUCCCAACAUAGCCAGCAGUGGGGUUGCUAGUGACACCAUAGCAUUUGGAGAGCAUCACCUCCCUCCUGUGAGUAUGGCAUCCACUGUACCUCACUCUCUUCGUCAGGCAAGAGAUAAUACAAUCAUGGAUCUGCAGACACAGCUAAAGGAAGUGUUAAGGGAAAAUGAUCUCUUGCGGAAGGAUGUGGAAGUAAAGGAGAGUAAAUUGAGUUCUUCAAUGAAUAGCAUCAAGACCUUCUGGAGCCCAGAGUUGAAGAAAGAGCGAGCCCUUCGAAAAGAUGAAGCUUCCAAAAUCACCAUUUGGAAGGAACAGUAUAGAGUCGUGCAGGAAGAAAACCAGCACAUGCAGAUGACAAUCCAGGCUCUCCAGGAUGAAUUGCGAAUCCAGAGGGACCUGAAUCAGUUGUUUCAGCAAGACAGUAGCAGUAGGACAGGUGAACCUUGUGUAGCAGAGCUGACAGAGGAGAACUUCCAGAGGCUGCAUGCUGAGCAUGAGCGGCAGGCCAAAGAGCUGUUCCUUCUACGAAAGACCCUGGAGGAAAUGGAGCUUCGUAUUGAGACGCAGAAGCAAACCUUAAAUGCUCGGGAUGAGUCCAUUAAGAAGCUUUUGGAGAUGUUGCAGAGCAAAGGUCUGUCUGCCAAGGCUACUGAGGAAGACCAUGAAAGAACAAGACGGCUGGCAGAGGCAGAGAUGCAUGUCCACCACCUAGAAAGCCUUUUGGAACAGAAGGAAAAAGAAAACAAUAUGUUGAGAGAGGAGAUACACCGGAGGUUUGAAAAUGCUCCUGAUUCUGCCAAGACCAAGGCUCUGCAAACUGUUAUUGAGAUGAAGGAUUCAAAAAUUUCCUCUAUGGAGCGUGGGCUCCGGGACCUGGAAGAGGAAAUUCAGAUGCUGAAAUCAAAUGGGGCUUUGAGUACUGAAGAACGGGAGGAAGAAAUGAAGCAAAUGGAGGUGUAUCGCAGCCAUUCUAAAUUUAUGAAAAACAAGGUAGAGCAACUGAAGGAGGAACUAAGUUCGAAAGAGGCUCAAGGGGAGGAGCUGAAAAAGAGAGCAGCUGGUCUUCAGGCUGAGAUUGGCCAGGUGAAACAGGAGCUGUCCAGAAAAGACACAGAACUACUCGCCCUGCAGACAAAACUAGAAACGCUCACAAACCAGUUCUCCGACAGUAAACAACACAUUGAGGUGCUGAAGGAGUCCUUGACUGCUAAGGAACAAAGAGCUGCCAUUCUGCAGACCGAGGUGGAUGCUCUCCGAUUGCGUUUGGAAGAAAAGGAAACCAUGCUGAAUAAAAAGACAAAACAAAUUCAGGACAUGGCUGAAGAGAAAGGGACACAAGCUGGAGAGAUACAUGACCUCAAGGACAUGCUGGAUGUGAAGGAGCGGAAGGUUAAUGUUCUUCAGAAGAAGAUUGAAAAUCUUCAAGAGCAACUUAGAGAUAAGGAAAAGCAGAUGAGCAGCUUGAAAGAACGAGUCAAAUCCUUGCAGGCUGACACCACCAACACCGACACUGCCCUUACGACUUUGGAGGAGGCCCUUGCAGAGAAAGAGCGAACAAUUGAACGCUUAAAGGAACAGCGGGACAGAGAUGAGCGAGAGAAGCAAGAGGAAAUUGAUAACUACAAAAAAGAUCUUAAAGACUUGAAAGAAAAAGUCAGCCUGUUGCAAGGCGACCUCUCAGAGAAAGAGGCUUCACUCUUGGAUCUGAAAGAGCAUGCUUCUUCCCUGGCUUCCUCAGGCCUGAAAAAGGACUCAAGACUCAAGACACUAGAGAUUGCUCUGGAGCAGAAGAAGGAGGAAUGUUUGAAAAUGGAAUCGCAGCUGAAAAAGGCACAUGAAGCAACAUUGGAAGCUAGAGCCAGUCCAGAGAUGAAUGACCGAAUUCAGCAGUUGGAGAGAGAGAUUGCCAGGUACAAAGAUGAAUCUAGCAAGGCCCAGGCAGAAGUAGACCGCCUUUUGGAAAUCUUGAAGGAAGUGGAAAAUGAGAAGAAUGACAAAGAUAAGAAGAUAGCUGAAUUAGAAAGGCAAGUGAAAGACCAGAAUAAGAAGGUAGCAAAUCUGAAGCACAAGGAACAGGUGGAGAAAAAGAAGAGCGCACAGAUGUUAGAGGAGGCCCGGCGGAGGGAAGACAAUCUCAACGACAGCUCCCAGCAGCUGCAGGACAGUCUCCGUAAGAAGGAUGACAGGAUUGAAGAGCUGGAAGAAGCACUGAGAGAAAGUGUACAGAUAACUGCAGAGCGGGAAAUGGUGCUGGCACAAGAGGAAUCAGCCAGGACCAAUGCUGAGAAACAGGUGGAGGAGCUAUUGAUGGCCAUGGAGAAAGUAAAGCAGGAACUAGAGUCCAUGAAAGCAAAGCUGUCUUCCACUCAGCAGUCUCUGGCAGAAAAGGAAACUCAUUUGACCAAUCUUCGGGCAGAGAGAAGGAAACACUUAGAGGAAGUUCUAGAGAUGAAGCAAGAAGCUCUUCUGGCUGCCAUUAGUGAAAAAGAUGCCAAUAUAGCUCUUUUAGAACUUUCGUCCUCUAAGAAAAAGACCCAAGAGGAAGUGGCUGCACUUAAACGUGAGAAGGAUCGCCUGGUACAGCAGCUCAAACAGCAGACACAAAAUCGAAUGAAGCUAAUGGCCGACAACUACGAAGAUGACCACUUCAAGUCCUCCCAUUCCAAUCAAACGAAUCAUAAGCCCUCUCCAGACCAGAUUAUUCAACCCCUGUUAGAACUUGACCAAAAUAGAAGCAAGUUAAAGUUGUAUAUUGGACACCUGACGGCCCUCUGCCAUGACCGAGACCCCCUAAUCCUUCGUGGACUCACUCCACCAGCUUCCUAUAACUUGGAUGAUGACCAGGCAGCUUGGGAAAAUGAGCUGCAGAAGAUGACCCAGGAACAGCUUCAGGAUGAGUUGGAAAAAGGCGAACGGGACAAUGCAGAACUGCAGGAGUUUGCCAAUGCCAUUCUUCAGCAGAUAGCAGACCACUGCCCCGACAUCCUGGAGCAAGUGGUCAAUGCACUGGAAGAGUCGUCCUGACCCUGCUUCAUGGGGAGUGACCAGCCCAGCAGCCCCAGAGAGGAGUCAAGAAAGGAAAACUAUGAGGAAUAGGCAUCCAGGAACUUCUUAGCACCAUACACUACAAACCACAUGAUGUCUUGCUCACUUGAAGAAGUGCGAUUCCAGCCUGUUUGUACGUCUGUCAUCUUGCUCCGCCUUUCUGCUUUAAAUGUUGUCUCUACACUAAUGUCCUUGACGUCCAAGGUGGUAAAUGACCACAUCUCUAUGAAGAACUAGCCUCCAAUCAUCAGCACUGGGGAGCUGGGGAAGCUGGUGGCUCUGUUCUUAGAGGGCCAUGAAGUAGAGUCCACUCACCUUCCGUCCUCUGAUGUGAGAACCAAAUCUGAAAUCUCCUCAGAGUUCAGCAUGCUGAGAGAAUCCUCACCGUGGGCCAGAGAGUUGAGUGUUGGAAUAUCACAAUGGGUGCUUUCU